CACUUCCCACGGCCUUAUAAUAUCAGGAGCUAAAAUAAACACUGGAGAACUGUGACUUCCUGUAUUCUAGGCGACAGGUUCCCAACCCUGGUCCUGCACAUUUCAGUGUUUUCUCUGGAUCCAACACAUCCGCAUAACCAGCUGAUUAACAGCCCUUUCUGAGCUGAAGUCGAUGUGCUAGACAAGGGAAAACAUUAAAUUGUGCAUGACAGGGAUUACUCCAGGAACAGGGGUCGGGGAACUUGUGGUCUAGGUAUCACUUCAUUAUUAGUAUUUGGAUUUUAAAGAACUCGAGAUUUCAUUGUCUUCUACCAUAGGCUUCUACCAUCGUGUUUUCGUGUUCAACGUGCCUUCUCUACAUUUGCUGACAAGUACAGCCAUCAUCACUUCCGCGUUGGGCUGAGUUAAUCAUCCCCGCCCCUAGUCGCCAUAAAAAAAAACACAGACUGCGCAGAAGCACUUCCGCCUUCGCGUAUUGAAAGCCCGUGUGAAACACGGUAGUUUGAGAACUCGUAAGACAAAAUGUAACGAUUAUUGGUUUCUCAGACUUCUUCUCAAGCUUCAGCUCAAUUUCUGCGUAUUCAUUUUUAAACAGGAACCUCGCUAUGAUGUUUAGUCCAAAGGAUUUGUCUGUAACCGUGCCUAACGUUCCCUCAGGGUGCAAAGAAAAGCCGUUUGCGGUCGUCGCUCCUAUUCCGAGACCCACACUGAAUUUAGGAAUUUCCCCAGAAAACCAGCGCGGUUUGCCCGAUGGCUCUUUACCGACUUCCCCCGAGUCUGACUGCGACGAAGUGCCAGGCGUCGGCUGCUUCCUGGAGCACGACACGCGAGAGCUUAUCGUCGAGUUAUUUUUGCUCUUGACCUCUUCUUCUCGCCGUUGUGGACGACAUAAUAAGGUUUUACACACCAUGAAGCGCGUUGUUGACAGCCUGCUGGUCAAGCACGAGCUUGUAUAUAAAGGGAUGCUUGUAAAGCUGGGUUUGGACGAGAGAGGAGAUGACAUGAGUGUGAUUAGCUCAGUGGCCAAGGAGCUCUUCAGUGACGGCAUCACAAACUGGGGUCGCAUUGCCAGCCUGCUCGCCUUUGGGGCAGUUGUGUCUCAGUAUGAGAAGCAGUCUGGACGAGGGCACUGUGUAAGCCUUGUAGCAGAAGAGAUCUCUUCCUAUCUUCUGUACAAUCAAAAGGAGUGGCUUCUGAAAAAUAACUCAUGGGAGGGCUUUGUGGAAUUUUUUCACGUUCCUGAUCCCGAAUCUUCAGUGAGGACCGCAUUAACGACCUUUGUUACUGUGGCAGGUAUUGGGGCUGUUCUUGCCUAUUUGACAAGAUAAGUGCCACUGGACCUUCUGACUGACUUUGGACUUUGCUGUAAAGUGAUAAAAGAAUAUGAGCAGUCUGCUUUCAAGAACUCCAUUCUAAAACUAGUCUGGACUAUAUAAAAUUUGAUGAGGCUUAAAUAGCUCCAUUAUUGUGCAUUUUAUUCAUGAAGAGUUUAUUUUUUUUAUUAAAAUGUUUCUUAAAACACUAUCUCACAAAAUGUUUUUUUUUUGUCCAGAAACCAAGAUUGUUUUUGUGUUGAUUGAUUGUUGACUUUCAAAAGAAGCUCAAAACAUUUGCAAGACAUCAUAUAUUACUUACAGAUAUGUUUAAGAGCACAAUGAUGUGGUACUGUGACUAUAUGGAGCUGUUGUCUCAGGCCUUAGUUACUGUUUAUCCUGAGGAAUAAGCUGAAGGUGCUUACUACAUAUAACUGUACAAUCUAAGGAUCUUUGCCAUAGAUAGAAAAUUUCACUUUGUACAAACAUUUUGGUGCCAUUUUUUUGUUUUGAAUUUGGUUUUUGGACAGGCUUGUGGUUGAGGAAGUUCUGACCCUUCAGCACGUUCAUCCAGUUCCUUUCUGUUUUCACACUGAAAUGGUUUUGUAGAGAAGAGAGAUCAUGUAAUAAAACUGAUUGCUUCAUGUA
Molecule: messenger RNA, 1961 nt
Organism: Pangasianodon hypophthalmus (striped catfish)
Lineage: Eukaryota; Metazoa; Chordata; Actinopteri; Siluriformes; Pangasiidae
Gene: mcl1b
Product: MCL1 apoptosis regulator, BCL2 family member b
Exons: 3
Coding region: 606-1328 (240 amino acids)
Biological process (GO): release of cytochrome c from mitochondria; intrinsic apoptotic signaling pathway in response to DNA damage; extrinsic apoptotic signaling pathway in absence of ligand
Cellular component (GO): mitochondrial outer membrane
Molecular function (GO): channel activity; protein homodimerization activity; protein heterodimerization activity
Source: RefSeq, a predicted model, not a curated record